This is a messenger RNA of Acytostelium subglobosum LB1, 1167 nucleotides long. RefSeq lists its product as hypothetical. The coding region runs from base 1 to 1167 and encodes 388 amino acids. The transcript has 3 exons. The record is from RefSeq and is a predicted model, not a curated record. Lineage: Eukaryota; Evosea; Eumycetozoa; Acytosteliales; Acytosteliaceae.
AUGAUUGAUAACAAGGACGAAUAUAAAUGGGAUGGCUACGAUCACAUGAUGAGCUCAAAGCCAAACAUGGGCAAGCCAGACCCAAAGGCUAGCAUCUUUGAUCUCAACAAUAUGCGCGACUCUGUACUCUUUGAGAAGGAUAGGUUCUCAUUCUGUCUAUCUCCACCCAAAGACCCAAGCAAGUACAAGACCUUCAGUCAGCCACAGUCAAAGUCACAUGCACAGCCAAUGCCAAUGGGUGGUGCUAGAGUACAGCAGCAGCAACAACAGAAGGAGAAUAUUCCAAUUAAUAGCAAUCAGAGAAUGGCACCACCAAUGGCUAUGACCAAGCAACAGAUGGUCUCUCAGCCAAUGCCCAUCAACGCCGUCAAGAAAGUGACCACUCAGCCAAUCACAAUCCCAUCACAACAGACACAACAGCAGCAACCACAGCAGCAACAAAAGGUCACAAGUCCAAUGUAUCAAUCGCCCGUCAAGACUAACACAUUGACCAAAGUGCCGUCAUCCCCAAUCAAGUCCACCACAAUGAAGACUCAGCCACAAUCACCUCAAAAGCCAUCGAUGAUGAAGAAGGAGACGGUCCAAUCACUCUCUGAUGUGAACUUGGAUAAUAUGUACCUUACCAAUAAUGUAGACUAUAACAUGAGUGUUAAUGGCGUCGUCGCCGCACCAUUGCCAAACAACCGCCCAGUGCCAAUGUUUGGUUCGCGUCCCGCCACACCAACCCAGCAACUGCCCAACGUCCCAUCAAUCACGACUCAGCCUCUGAUGGUUGGUUCGGCCCCCACCCGUCCAGGCAUGCUAUCGCGUCCCGCCACACCAACCCAGCAACUGACCAACAUCCAGUCGCCGCCCCAACAGUCCGCCCCAAGCUUGAACAAGCGUCCUGUCACACCCACCAAGAUGGAGCCACUCGCGUUGCCCGUGGCCACCAAGCCAUCAGCCACCCAGAAGGAGGCCGACUCAAUCAGCAUUGUGGCCGAGGCCAAGCUCGAGUCGAGGAUCAAGAACCUCGAGAUGGAGAACCGUGUCCUGAAGCAACAGAUGCAGGAGAAGGACCGAUCGAUGGAGCAACUGCACGAUCGCAUUGAGGACCUUGAGUCGCAGGUCAAGAACUUCAUGGAGGAGAUCAAGUUGUUCCUGCUCAACAACAUCGAGGAGAAGUAG